AUGGUUCGAAAAUUAUCACUUGGCCAUGUCUUCUCGAGAUCGAGAGACAGCGACCGUCCUCCAACACCCCCUCCUAAAUCACCACCACUUUCUCCGAUCAGCAUUGUCUUGCCUCUCGCCAGAGGCAGCAAGUUCAAAGAGGAAUCUGUUUCCGCUAUCUUCACCGCUACCGCUCCUACAGAAACCACGCAUCCCGCCGAGUCUUUUACAGAAGACUACCGUCUCCAGAUCCCACUCCACCAAAACCCCUACCUCACCAUCCUCGAAAAGACGUCCCCUGAACAAUCCACGCGUUGUCUCCACCUCCUUCGCACGUCCCUCCCUACUGACCUCGAUGCAGUGCGUGAUAUCAUGCCGAAACCCAACGGAUUUGUGCACACCGUGCUUGAGGGCGUACAAACAAUCAUCGUGCGCUCAUCCUCCGCCCCUGAUGACGUCUGGACUGCGAUCCUCAUCCAAUUCAGCUUUCUUCAUCUUGCACUCAUGGCGCGCCAGAUGUUGGAGCUUAUGCAUACACGCGUAGUGGAUCCGGUGCUGAGGAAUUGGAUUGUGCCUGAAUUUUCAACGACAACGGAUGUAGACCGGACAGUGUAUGCGAUGUCCAUCAUGUCGACGAUGAAAGAGUAUUUUCGCUACAAGUUUGUACUGCGUUGUGGGAUACCGCUUGUGACCCUCCUCGGGGAGAGACAUGACUGGGAGACAAUCCUGGAGCGACUAGAGCGGCUAAAACUAUACAACAUAGAAACAAUAGCAUGGUAUCACCUCCUGCACCCCGUCAUCUCUCGAUUCGUAGCUGCUUUCGACGCGCCAUCCAGUCCCGAAAACCUCGAUUUCUGGUCCAAAGUCGCACACUACGAGGGAGGCGGAAGUGGGCCGACCUAUCUCUCAGGCUGGAUCACCGCAUUUUGCGUGUUCAACGAGCAUGGCAUAUGGCAAGGUCCUCCGCUAAAUGCUGAGCGCAUGCGGGAAGACGCGCCAAAGAAACUGCUUCGUCCUGCGGAUCCACGAGUGUUGAGUGCAGCCCAGUUUGCCGCGGUGUAUACCAUCCGCGGAGCAUGGCGUCCUUUCCUGGUACUCGGGGGGAUGCCGUAUCCAAUGAUCGACGAUGAAUGCGUGCCGUGCGGGUACGCUCAUCUCGAUGUGAAGCUAGAUGAUAAUGGGGAAUUGUUCGAUACGGUGGUCGUUGCGGGCGCAGUGGGCGCACAGAUCUGUUCAAAUGAUAAAUCGGAGCUGUUUAAGAAUGGGAUGCGGGAUACCGUAAGGCCAGUGGUGGGGUAUUGGUAUUUAUCACCGGGGCGGGAUGAUUAG
Molecule: messenger RNA, 1308 nt
Organism: Suillus subalutaceus
Lineage: Eukaryota; Fungi; Basidiomycota; Agaricomycetes; Boletales; Suillaceae
Exons: 3
Coding region: 1-1308 (435 amino acids)
Source: RefSeq, a predicted model, not a curated record